Molecule: messenger RNA, 11990 nt
Organism: Drosophila bipectinata
Lineage: Eukaryota; Metazoa; Arthropoda; Insecta; Diptera; Drosophilidae
Molecular function (GO): sequence-specific DNA binding
Source: RefSeq, a predicted model, not a curated record
CACACUAGAUCAUAGUUUGUUGUUGUCUCCUUCGAAGCUGUCCGAAGCGAAAAAUGAUAAAUAUUAAGAAUUCCAAUUGGACUGCAGCCGCUAUAGCAGUCACAGAGUGUCAAGUGUGAAGUUUGGGUGGUGUACAAUGCAGUCAAAGGACCUCCAGUGGUCAGUAACUAAAAUGACAUUGCGAUACAUACACACAGACGGAAGCAAACGAAAAACUGGUAUAUAAAAGACGCCAACGAAAAAAGACGGAGCGUGCGAAAAAGAGAGGAAACGCGCGCGCCUGCAUAUUCGAAUUGGGAUAAAUAAAUACUCACCCGUCCGUGAUGUCACAACAUAACCAACCCCACCAAGUUCCCCCGCAACCCCAUCCGCACUAUCCUUACCACCACGCCUCUUUGUCGCUGCCCCUGCAACAGCAGCACCAGCACCAGCAACAGCAACAACAUCAACAACAGCUUCAGCAACAGCAACAGCAGCAGCAGCAACAUGCCAGCAGUUGGUACUCACAUGUUGCUUCCUACCCACCCUCCCAUACGGCCUUCAACCCCUCACUCCCCUGCAAGGCCGCCAGCAACAGCAGCAGCACCAACAACAACUCCAUCAUGGGUGCCUACGGAGGGGGUGGUGGCACGCAUGGCUAUUACGGCAAUGUCAGCGGCAGCAUAGGUGUCGGAGUAGGAGGGGCAGGCGGCGGUGGAGGGGGCGCCGUAGGCUCGACCUACGGCCUUGGGGCCAACACAGUGGCCUAUGCCCACAACCAGCUGCUCCAGUACCAGCAACACCAUCAGCAGCAGCAGGAGCAACACUCGCAGCAAUCGCACCUGGGCCAGCGGUCCUAUAUGGGCCACGAAGUCAUGGCCGGCAGCAGCUAUCCCUACAUCAAGAGCGAACCCAUGGAGGCAUUCCAGCACCCGCCAAACCCCAUGGCACCGCCACCACCCCUGCCUCCGGCCCCGGAAAUGAUCAUAAAAUCUGAACCCAUGGACGAACAGGCCUACAAGUCCAACUAUAUAGACGACAACACCCCGUUUGCGGACUUUAGCAAGUUCAACGAAUACAGCGAGGAUAUGCUGAGUCCCAAAGUGGAGCUUACCGUUAAGGACGAGUCCUACGGCAAGAACCAUAAUAGUUUUCCUCGUCGCAAGCCACCAAAUGAUCGUCUCGCCGGCAAUGAGAGCCUGCCGAUCUGCCAGCGCUGCAAGGAGGUGUUCUUCAAGAAGCAGACCUACUUACGCCACGUUGCCGAGAGCAGUUGCAGCAUCCAGGAGUAUGACUUCAAGUGCAACAUCUGCCCCAUGUCCUUCGUGAGCGCUGAGGAGCUGCAGCGCCACAAAAACCAUCAUCGGGCCGACCGAUUCUUCUGCCACAAAUACUGCGGCAAGCACUUUGAAACGAUUGCCGAGUGCGAGGCGCAUGAGUACAUGCAGCACGAAUACGACAGCUUUGUCUGCAACAUGUGCUCUGCCACUUUUGCCACAAGGGAUCAGCUUUACUCCCACCUGCCGCAGCACAAGUUUCAGCAGCGCUUCGACUGCCCCAUUUGCCGCCUGUGGUACCAGACCGCUCUCCAGCUCCACGAGCACCGGCUAGCGGAACCCUACUACUGCGGGAAGUACUACGGGGCAGGGCUGAACACGGCGACACCUCAGCAGCAACAUCACCACCAGAGCCAGACCAACUAUAAGCUACAGGAUUGCCAUAUGGCCACAAUGGAGAUGCCCAACACAUCGCAGCACAAGCCAAACUCCUCCAACUCCACCUUGCCGGCCACGGCGGCUCUCAGUUCCUUGCUGCAACAGCGGCAAGCGAAUGCUGAUGGCGCUGCCAUGUUUGCUGCCUCGGCGGCGGUCAAGGCGGAGAUGAACGUGAAGCUGGAGCGGAGCUACAGUAACUCGACCAGUGAGUCAUCGUACGGGGUGCAGGAUGGCGGCUACAACAACUCCUUCUCCGGAGAAACUUCCAUGCACAGUGGUGCCAUCGCUGGGCCACAGGCCAACUCCUCGACGCUGGACGACUCGGAGGACGCGCUGUGCUGUGUGCCAUUGUGUGGAGUGCGCAAGAGCACCAGCCCUACGCUGCAGUUCUUCACGUUCCCCAAAGACGAAAAAUACCUCAACCAGUGGCUGCACAACCUCAAGAUGUUCCAUGUGCCGGCCUCCAGCUACGCCAGCUUCCGCAUCUGCAGCAUGCACUUCCCCAAGCGCUGCAUCAACCGAUACUCGCUGUGCUAUUGGGCAGUUCCGACAUUCAACCUGGGCCACGACGACGUGGCCAAUCUCUACCAGAACCGAGAGCUGACCAACACCUUCACCGUCGGUGAAGUGGCCAGGUGCAGCAUGCCCCACUGCACCAGCCAGCGGGGCGAGAGCAACCUCAAGUUCUACAACUUUCCCAAGGACAUCAAGAGCCUGAUCAAGUGGUGUCAGAACGCCCGUCUCCCAGUCCAGGCCAAGGAGCCGCGCCACUUCUGCAGCCGUCACUUUGAGGAGCGUUGUAUUGGCAAGUUUCGUCUUAAGCCCUGGGCUGUGCCCACUCUCCAUCUGGGCGCCCAGUACGGAAAGAUCCACGACAAUCCGAAGAACCUGUAUGUGGAGGAGAAACGGUGCUGUCUCAACUUCUGCCGCAGGAGCAGGUCCUCCGACUUUAAUAUGUCGCUGUAUAGAUUUCCCAGAGACGAAGUCCUCCUCCGCCGUUGGUGCUAUAACCUUCGCCUAGAUCCCGGAGUAUAUCGCGGCAAGAAUCACAAAAUAUGCAGUGCCCACUUCAUCAAGGAGGCGUUGGGCUUGCGGAAGCUAUCACCUGGGGCGGUGCCAACAUUGCAUUUGGGCCACAACGACACCUUCAACAUCUACGAGAACGAGCUGUGGCCGCCGCCAACUCCCUCCACCAGCCACGGCAGUGGCCAAGUGCACAUGCAGCAUCAGCAACAUAUCCCGUCGCACCACUCGCUCCAGCACCAGCUGCAUCUUGGACAAAGCAAGUCCUAUCAACGGCACUCGGCCGCGUCCACUUCGUCCUCGGCGAGCUCCACCUCGCACUACGUGGAUCCGGAGGUGAGUGCUUCGUACCUGGCGAUGGGCGGAUCCUCGGCGAACGCCAGCGACAGUAUGGAUGUCUGCUGUGUGCCCAGCUGUGAGAGCAAACGGCACAACGCCGAGAACAUUACCUUCCACACGAUUCCCCGAAGACCCGAGCAGAUGCGCAAGUGGUGCCACAACCUGAAGAUACCCGAGGACAAGAUGCACAAGGGCAUGCGGAUCUGCAGCCGGCAUUUCGAAGCCUACUGCAUCGGCGGGUGCAUGCGUCCGUUCGCAGUGCCCACACUGCAUCUGGGUCACGACGACGAGGACAUCCACCGAAAUCCGGACGUUAUAAAGAAGCUAAACAUCCGCGAGACCUGCUGCGUGGCUGUCUGCAAACGAAACCGCGACCGGGACCAUGCCAACCUGCACCGCUUCCCCAGCAACGUGGCGUUGCUGACCAAGUGGUGUGCCAAUCUCCAGCGGCCCGUUCCGGACGGCAGCAAGCUCUUCAACGACGCCAUUUGCGAGGUGCACUUCGAGGACCGUUGCCUGCGGAACAAGCGCCUGGAAAAGUGGGCGGUGCCUACUCUGACCCUGGGCCACGACGACAUUGCCUAUCCCCUGCCCACGCCGGAGCAGGUUGCCGAGUUCCACUCUCGGCCCUCAGCCCCCAACAACGGGGAGGAGCAGGGCGAGUGCUGCGUGGAGACCUGCAAGCGAAACCCCAGCGUGGAUGACAUUAAACUGUACCGCCCUCCGGAGGAGGCCUCUGUGCUGGCCAAGUGGGCGCACAACCUACAGACGGAGGCGGCACAGCUGGUGAGCCAGCGAAUCUGCAAUCUGCACUUCGAGGCCCACUGCAUCGGCAAGCGGAUGCGGCCAUGGGCCAUACCCACCCUCAACCUGGCCGGCAACAUUGAGAAUCUCUACGAGAAUCCGGAGCCUUCGAUGCUCUACAAGCGGCGGAUGCACACCAAAGCGAAACUGUCGGUCUCUGCGAAACCCACCUGGGUGCCGCGUUGCUGCCUGCCUCAUUGCCGCAAGGUGCGGGCCCUCCACAAUGUCCAGCUCUACCGAUUCCCGAAGCACAACCGCUCCACGCUGGCCAAGUGGGCGCAUAACCUGCAGGUGCCCAUGGUGGGCAGUGCCCAACGCCGGGUGUGCUCGGCCCACUUUGAGCCUCUUGUGCUGAGCAAGAAGUGCCCGGUGCCGCUGGCGGUGCCCACACUGGACCUGAACGCCCCGGCAGGGCAUAUGGUGUACCAGAAUCCGGCCAAGCUGAGGGCCAGUAAGCUGUGCCUGCAGCGCGUGUGCAUCGUGGAGAGCUGUCGCAAGACUCGGGCACAAGGAGUGCAACUCUUCCGGCUCCCGCACAACCCGUCCCAGCUACGGAAGUGGAUGCACAAUAUCCGGACCCGUCCGCGGGGUUCCAUGCGGUCUCAGUACCGGAUCUGCUCCCGCCACUUUGAGACUCACUCGUUUAACGGGCGAAGGCUCAGUGCUGGGGCCAUUCCCACACUGGAGCUGGGCCACGACGACGACGACAUCUACCCCAACGAGGCGCAGGCUUUUGUGGACGAACACUGCGCCGUGGAGGGAUGCGGGGCAUCCAAGGAACAGCCGGAGGUGCGACUAUUCCGCUUCCCCACUGACGACGAUGACAUGUUGUGGAAGUGGUGCAACAACCUGAAGAUGAACCCCGCGGACUGCACGGGCGUGCGCAUCUGCAACAAGCACUUCGAGGCGGACUGCAUUGGACCCAAGCACCUAUUUAAGUGGGCCAUUCCCACCCAAGAGCUGGGCCACGACGAUGCCCAGAUAGAACUCAUUCCAAACCCCAAGCCGGAGGAUCGGUACGUGGACCCAGUGUUCAAGUGUGUGGUCCCCACCUGUGGCAAGACGCGGCGCUUUGACGAAGUCCAGAUGAACAGUUUCCCCAAGGACCCGGAGCUCUUCCAGCGGUGGCGACACAACCUCCGCUUGGACCACUUGCACUUCCACGAGCGAGAGCGCUACAAGAUCUGCAACGCCCACUUCGAAGACGUGUGUAUUGGCAAGACCCGCUUGAACAUCGGCUCGAUACCCACACUAGAGCUGGGCCACGACGAGACCGAGGACCUGUUCCAAGUCAAUCCCGCGGAGUUGCAGAGCAACUUGUUUGGUCGCCAACGACGGCUGCUCGACGGAUCGGAAUCCGGCGAGGUGGUGGUCAAGCAGGAGCUUCCGGAUGAGGAGACCGAGCCCGAGGACAUCAAGCCGGACAUUCGAGAACUACUAGUGUCCAGACCCAGACAGGUGAAGUCCAAAAAAGGAUCGCUGGGGAAUCUGAAGUGCUGUGUCCGGAGCUGCGGAAGGAGCCGGCUCCAACAUGGUGCUCGUCUGUUUGCCUUUCCGACGGGCAAGCAGCAGCACCUUAAGUGGCGCCACAAUCUACGCCUGGAGCCAGAGGACGUGGACAGGUCUACGAGGGUGUGCAGCGCUCACUUCAAUCGCCGGUGCAUCGACGGCAAGCAGCUUCGUAGCUGGGCCAUGCCUACCCUGCAGCUGGGCCAUCGGGAGCAGCCCAUCUACGAGAACCCCAAGAACAUACCGGGCUUCUUCACGCCCACCUGUGCCCUGAGCCACUGCCGCCAGAGAAGGAGCAUCGACAACGACCUCCGAACUUACCGGUACCCGCGAACGGAAGACCUGCUCGAGAAGUGGCGGGCAAAUCUUCGCCUGACUCCGGAUCAGUGCCGCGGUCGUAUCUGUGCGGAUCACUUUGAACCUAUGGUGCGUGGCAAGCUGAAGCUGAAAACGGGAGCGGUGCCCACCUUGAAGCUCGGCCACGACGAGGGACUGAUCUACGAUAACGAGGCGAUCAAGGCUGGCUUGGCGGAGGAGGAGGAGGUCACCUGCAAGCAGGAGAUGGUCGAAGAGGAGGAAGAGGCCGAGGGAGAGGAGUCGCCCGAAGGAGUUCCCGCUGUCAACGAGGAUGACGACGACAAGGACGACAGCUACUUCGAUCCUUUGGAGUUGGUAGAGACGUUCGCAGAGCGCGCCAGCGACGAAGAAGCGGAAGACCACGAAAUGGAGGAGAAGAAUGAGCCGGAGGAGGGGGAUGAGGAGGAGGCAGAGGAGCUCCUGCCAGACCUGCCACCCACACCGCCACCUGUACCCCAGCGUCGCGAAAAACCCGCCAACAAUGUGACCCCCAUUUGCUGUCUGAAGCACUGUCGCAAGGAGCGCACGGCCUUCCAUCUGCUGAGCACAUUCGGCUUCCCGAAGGACCGCAAGCUCUUGCUGAAGUGGUGCGACAAUCUCCACCUGCUUCCGCAUGACGUUGUCGGGCGGGUCUGCAUCGAGCAUUUCGAACCGGAGGUGCUCGGCACUCGCAAGCUGAAACAGAAUGCAGUGCCCACAUUGAACGUGGGCCACGACGACCCGUUGCGGUACACCUGCCAUGGUGUGGAGCAGGAUCAGGACUUGGAGCAGGGACAGCCGCAGCACUCGGUUUUUCGGCUUUGGAGCCUGAAACACUGUCGCAAGAGGAAGCUAUCGGAUCCGCCGGACAUUCGCCCCAGCCACUGGAAGGAACUGAAGCUGCACAUGCAGAAGCAGAGGCAGAUGGAAAUGGUAGAGAUGGAGACCGACCUAAUGAUGAGCACUCCGCCUCAGACACCGGUGAAGAUUAAACCCAAAAGAUGCUGCGUCAUCAGCUGCGGGAGCGAGGAUGCUAGAAAAUUGGUGGCGCUGCCGGAUGAGCGCAGCCUUCUCCGCCGGUGGCAGCACAACCUGAAGCUGUCAGUGCUGACGGAUCCAGGUCUUGGCUUGUGCCUGGACCAUUUCGAGGAGUCUCUGGUGCAAUAUGGAAAGCCCAUGGAGAGGGCAGUGCCCACCUUAAAGUUGGGUCACAAGAGCGGUAACCUCUACCGAAACAAUGCUACUUGUCUGGUCCCCAGCUGUCCCAGUUCCGGCUCCGAUAGCACUAGUUUUGUGGCUCUGCCCCACAAUCCUGUGAUGAAAAGGGCCUGGCUCUCCUACCUCCAACUGCCAUUCACUAGCAACGGACUUCUAUGUGGCAACCACUUCGUGGAGCUGUACGAGCAGGUGGACUUGCCUGAGGACUUGCCCGUCCAGGAUUUGGAGGAACUGGAACGAACUGUCGAUGAGCUGCAGUGCGCUGUGCCCGGUUGUGCGUCAAAGAACGCCCGUGAUAUUCCCGUCCAGCUGGUCCAGUUACCCCACAACGAGAAGGAACUGUCCAAGUGGCUGCAUAACACAAAGAUCACCUAUGACUAUUCCCGGCACGGCAGCUAUCGGAUUUGCCUGCUCCACUUCGACCCGAUCUGCCUCGAUGAAGACUUUCCCCAGAGUUGGGCAGUGCCUACUCUAAACCUGGGCCACGACGACCAAAUCCACUUGAAUCCCGUCCAGAAUCAGGUUGCUGAGGCCCUAAACGGAACGUCCAAUAGCCAUAGCCUGAGACCUCUGAGGAUUAGGACAGAACUAGCAUCCAGCCCGAGUGUGAGUGCCAGUCCCAGUCCGAGAGGAAACAUCCGGAUUUGUUGCAUCCCCACUUGCAACCAGUUUGGGAACAGCCAGGUGCGACUCUAUCGCUUUCCCAGCGAGGAGCAGUUCCUCCUCCAGUGGCUGGUCAAUACGCAGCAGCAGCCCCGUCUGGUGGAUCCCAUGGAGCUCUACGUGUGUCAGGCACACUUUGAAACCGACGCCACCUACAAGAAGCACCUUCGCAGCUGGGCCUUGCCGACCUUGAAUCUUGGCCACUACGGGCAUGUCUUUCAGAACGCCAGGCACAAUGGAAACACUGCCGAUGUCGAGGAGGCAUUGAAGUUUAUCCGGGAGCGCUACUGUUCGGUGCUGAGCUGUUUCCAACUCCGAGGAGAGGGAGUCCGCCUGUUCGAGUACCCCGAGGACAUGGCCAUGAUCCGAAAGUGGGCAGUUGCCUGCAAACAUCGUUCCAUGCACGCCAGGAGCCAUGGCCUCCAGGUGUGCCAGGCGCACUUUGCUGCCGACUGCUUUGAUCCCGACACUGGAGACCUACUGGAGGGAUCAAUACCCACGCUGGAACUCAACCGCGAAGACAUCGAGAGACACUGCUUGGUGCCAGGUUGUGAGCAGGACGAUGCGGGCCCCCGGCUGCGAUUCUAUAAGCUGCCCAAGAUCGGUGAACAGCUCGAGGCGUGGAGCACCAAUAUAAAGCUUCCGGUCUCAGAACUGAAGCGCGGACACCAGCGCAUCUGUGAGCGCCACUUCGAGACGUACUGCUUCGGACCUAGCCGGGGUCUGCGGCUGGGAGCCUUACCCACUCUGUUCCUGGGUCACGAGGACCUUCUUCUUAAUCCCGACAACUUGCGGGAGAACUGCUGCGUACCGGGAUGCGGGCGUAUCCGGCAGACUGAUGACAUUCCCUUCUACGGCUUCCCGAAGCAUUGGUCCUUGGCCAGGAAGUGGCUGCACAACAUCCGCUUGGAAAAGACAAGCAAGGAUCAGCUAAACAAACUGAGGGUAUGCCCGGCGCACUUUGAGUCGGAUGUGCGGGAAAACGACGGACUCCUGCCAGAAGCCAUGCCCACCAAGCAGCUGGGGCAUUCCUCCGAGGGGAUUUUCAUCACGGACAGGGGCACGCAGGCUAGAAGUCUUCCGAAUCUCAAAAGAUCCUCUCCGGAGGUCAUUUGCUGUUAUCCGGACUGCACUGACUCGUCGAGAUUCCAGCUAUUGGAUUUUCCCGAACAGGCAGAGCUCCGCGAUGCAUGGCUGGGUCACUUGAAACUCAGGGAGCUACAUGAUGAAGCCCCACAGCUCUGUCCCCUCCAUUAUGUGAUUCUAUAUGAGCACAGUGCCAAGGAGUUUCCGGAGCACGUUCCAGACCAGUUGAUGGAAGUAAACUACACUAACGCCCGCGCCAACCGGCGGGUCAAGAUCGUCAGUUGUGCCAUCAAGGGCUGCACAACGGUGAGGCCUAGAGAUGGAGUACCGCUGCACGGAAUGCCCACGUACAAGGAUAUCCUGCAGAUGUGGGUGGACAACGGGCAGGUGGACUUCUCCGAACCGCAACGGUACAUGCUCAAGGUGUGUCACAGGCACUUUGAGCCACGUUGCUUCGUCGACGAACGGCGGCUCAGCUCCUGGAGUGUUCCUACCCUGCAUCUUCCCGGUGAGACUGUCCACCAGAAUCCCAGCAAGGAGGAGUGGGAGGUCAUCAAGCGAGAGAACAAGGAAGAGCCAGAAAUCAAGGAGGAACCUCUAGAGACGGAGCCAGAGAUGGAGAUCGAAACGGAAAACUCUCUACUGGAGCCCAUUGUCAAGAUGGAACACCUGGAAUCCGAGGAGGAGGACUCAGAAAUGCAGGCGUUGGAGGUGCUGCUGGAGGUCGGACACGUGGAGCGGCUGGACAGCUAUGAAAAGAUCGACGAAUCCCCCAUUGCCUACAAGUCCAAUCGAGGGCAGUACAACGCCAACAGCUGUGCCGUGGAAGGGUGUGACGUCACGGCCGAGGACGUGGGUGGAACUAUCAAGCUGCACAAGUUUCCCGCCCCAGCGGAAGCCGCCCGCAAGUGGAUGCACAACACCCAGGUGGACAUGGAGGAGAAGUUCUGGUGGCGCUAUCGCAUCUGCAGCUACCACUUUCACCAGGACUGCUUCCAGGGGUCUAGAAUCCGAAAGGGAGCCAUGCCCACGCUACUCCUGGGACCUCGGAGACCGGAUGAGGUCUACGACAAUGAGUUCGCAUCGCAGCCGGAGGUUAAGGAUCCACCUCCGCCAGUCGAGAUCCUCCCAGUGACCAGUGUGACUGAACGGAUAGCGCCCGAUGUUACCAAUCUCUGCCUUCCUCCGCCGGCUGCGCCCCGAAAAUCCAGCAAGUUCUGCCAAAUCGAAGGCUGCUCGAAUCACCUGACCACCGACAACAUAACCCUCCACAAGUUUCCGCACUCGGAGGAGAUGUGCAUCCGAUGGCAGCACAACUCUCAAGUUCCAUUCGAUCCGAACCAUCGCUGGCGGUACAGGAUCUGCACCGCCCACUUCGAACCCGUGUGCUUGUCCAACUUGCGCCUGCUCCACGGAAGUGUGCCCACCCUGAAGCUAGGACCCAAAGCUCCUGCGGAGCUCUUCGACAACGAUUUCGAGGCCAUCAACCAGCGACUGGAUAAGAGAUCGGCGGCAGAGGUGAAACAGGAACGGGUGGAUAUGGAAGACGAGCUGCACGAGGACCAAAUGGAUGUGCCUAGCUUGAUGCCUGUGAAGCAGGAGAAGAUAUCCUUCAACCAGAUCAAGUCUGGCUACGACAAGUGCUCCCUGGCCCACUGCCAGCGCCAAAGAUCUCUGCACGGCGUCCACAUCUACAAGUUCCCCAGGUCGCAGCUCCAGCAGGAGCGAUGGAUGCACAACCUCCGCAUCCGCUACGAUGAGCGCCGUCCCUGGCGAUUCAUGAUCUGUAGCGUCCACUUCGAGCCCCACUGCAUCAGCCUCAGGAAGCUGCGUCCCUGGGCAGUUCCUACGCUAGAGCUGGGCACCAAUGUGCCGGAGAUACUCUUCACCAACGAACAGUGCCUGGAACUGGAGGUGGAACAACCCAGCGAUCGUAGCGAAGCGGAGAGCGAAGAGGAGGAUGGUCUUGAAGAAGAUGACGAUGGUGAGGAGGACGAGGCGGAGGAAGAAGGACAUGACUCCAAUGUCCGCAUCAAAAAGGAACGGCGCUCGAGACUGGAUCCAUAUCCUGCUGGUCAGGUUCCGCCCUGGAAAGUGAAGCAGUGCUGCCUUCCCUACUGUCGUGCCUUUCGAGGAGAUGGCAUCAAGCUCUUCCGGCUCCCCAACAACCGAACCUCUAUUCACAAUUGGGAGUUGGCCACUGGCAUGGUGUUCAAGGAGUCUCAGCGAAACACGCGACUCAUUUGUAGUCGGCAUUUCGAUCCGGAGCUUAUCGGAGUGCGUCGCCUCAUGCGCAACGCCAUUCCAACUCUGCAUCUGAAUCCGGAAGCCGUAAAGGGCAAGGAGAAAAAGGUUUGGCAGAGCAAACCCAAGGAAACUCCCACACCCAUCCCAACCUGCUGCAUGGCGGACUGUCAUCACAACGGAAAUGCCAAGCUGCAUAAGUUCCCCAAUGAUUCCACACACCUGAGGCAGUGGUGCCAGGCCCUCAGACUCACGGAUAUACAACGUUAUCGUGGCAAGUACAUCUGCUCGGCCCACCUGCCGACCAACAUGACCGUAAGCUGCGUCGUCUGCGGCGUAGAUGACGUUCAGCUACCGAUGCUGGACUUUCCAGAGAACCGCAACCAGCGGGCCAAAUGGUGCUACAACCUAAAAAUCGAGACCAUACCCAAGUGGGAUCGCUCCAAGCACAUCUGUUGCCGGCACUUUGAGUCACACUGCUUUGUCCGGCCGGGUGAACUUCGUCCAGGAGCGACCCCAACAGUGGCAUUGAACCACAACGAUACAAACAUAUUCCUCAGCGACUACGCCACCGAUCCGACGACCUCCUAUGCGGGUAAUCAGAUCAAGGACGAGCCCAUGGACGGCGACGAGACGCUCCUGGUCUAGUCUCUCCCCCCCGCCCCCGCAUGAAAUCAUUUUAACCUAGAGUUAGCCAGAACCAUUUUAUAGACAUUUUGUACAUUCACUGUGUACCCAAGCCACAACACGUCUUCUAGUUUUACCUUGUAGUCUCUACCAGUGAUUUAAAUGCGUUAUUAAUUCUUAAGCGGCGUGAGAAGCGAAUGCCAUACAAAGAAACAACACACAAUGUUCCUUAAGUUAUUGUUUUUAGUUUUUAAACAUUUACAAACAUAUGUAUAUCCCUACUGCGCGAGAAGAAUGUGUUUUAGUUUCCCAGAUACAUAUAUAGAUGUAUGUGAACAAUAAAAAUAUACACAUAAUAUGGAAUAUCCUCGUAUAUGUGUAACUUGUAGAUGGCCCCAAUAUUUAUUGGUGUUUUACUAAAUAUACAAUUGUGAAAAUGAAAAAGAA